Messenger RNA from Xyrichtys novacula (pearly razorfish), 3320 nucleotides. Lineage: Eukaryota; Metazoa; Chordata; Actinopteri; Labriformes; Labridae. The record is from the annotation of a GenBank genome assembly.
GCACCAUGACUUGUGUUAGCGCAGGCGCAGUGUCAUGUAAACAGAACUGCUGCGGUUGCUAGCUGAGGAUGUAACCUUUGCUGUCAUGAUUAGCUUAUGUAAACCUUAAGAUAUGAGGUUCCAGUCGGGUUAAAUUGUUUGAUUGUUCUUUGAUUAAAGGAACUCAGAAAGUUUGAGCAAUAGAUAUCUAGGGUUUAUAACUGGAAGCAUAAGCUACGUGGGUUAGCUUGUGGUACCGUUAGCGUGUAGCCACAGCCUUGUUCACCAACCGAGCUAACAUAACGCCAGCUCGUCAACGCCCGGUCUUUAUGUGCUUUAAUAGACAAUACCUCAUUUAGCGGUGAAGCUCAUGAUAGCCAACCAGCUUAUUCCUUCAGUGAUACCAAAAUGAUGGUAAAUGUCGUGUCACUGUUGAGUGCAAUAAGCCAAUCAGUUAAGCUAGUUUGCUAACUCCGGUGAUAGGCCAUCGAGUGACAGAAAUCAAACUACUUCAGGUUUGAUUCAACGAUCAAAAGGAUAUCUUUGGAGGCUGACUUAUUGUCAUCAUAUGUUGACUGAAAACAGGUGAGCAAGUCUUUACUGUUUGAGUUGGUUUCAGUAGCGUUAAUAAUGUGGGAUUUACGGGGAGUGGUUAUUUGGACAUGAUCCGAGUUUAUUGUAAGGCGAGGCAGGUGGUCUAUCAGGUGUAGAAACAACGAAUUUAAUGUGUUUGAUAGUGUAUUUGUGUGUGCUUCAUCCACACAGGAAACGACAGCGCAGUGGCGGCGAUGAGGAGAGCGGCCACCUGGUGCCACAGGCCAAAAGGCUGAGCAGAGGUCACCCCCUGUCCCCGGAACCGGGCCGGGAUGCCUGGGACUCUGAGGUAUACACAGUCAAAAAAUAUCAUAGUACUGAAGAAGCAGUGAAAACAUCUGACAAAGAGCUGUCACACUGACUUAUAAGCAUCAGGAGUUUCUAAUGAUAGUGAAAAGGUGCCCUACUUAGUGCUUAUCAAACGACUCUUUCAUGCCACAUAUGUUUACAUAUUGAGAAAUAGUUAGUUGUAGGUUAAUAAUGCUUAUAAUCAGAGGGCAGGUGAUAUCGCAUAGCAUUUGAGAAAAGAUACUAACAAAUGAGAGGCGCAAUGGCAGGACUUUGGAUUUUUUAACUUAUUAAGACAGAAAAGAACUGUAUAGUAGAUAUUAAAGGGAUACUCCAGCAUACAAUUAAUUUAGUUGCUAACCUGUAUACUUUGUACUGUACUAUGUUUGGGUGAAAAUCAAGGUAACUCACUGCUCAUGUAAAUGUCCUCAUCUCAGUCAUCCAACAGUGAGAGCAGCAGCAGCAUCAGCAGUCCAGAACAUGCGGCUGGGAGCUGUGGCAGCCGCUGCGCUGUCGGCCCCUGCAGCCCCCUCAGCACCAGCGACUCUUCAGAACUGGCCAUUUCUACAAACCUGGUGUCCUACGAGCAGAUCAACCGCAUCCUGAAACAGGCCCACUUCCAAAGCCUGCAGAGCAGAGGCCACGUCAGAGACACAUGACGACCUUCAGGCUCCCCUUUCGCCCACGAGUGGACCUGAGUCCCUGAACUCAGGCACCUCAGAACAUCACAUGAUGAUUCACUUCACUCAGCUGUUCUCACCCAUCUCCAGUUACUGUGAUAUCUCACAGCUCUACAUAUCUGUGGAUGGAGGCCGGCUCCUGGUCAGGUAUCUGGAGGGGGUUCAUCAUUCAAUUAAAUAAAAAUGAUUAUCAUUUUAGCAAUAAUAACUGUGUGGUCAAGUUCAACAUUUUGUGUGAUCUGCUUCGUGUUUGACCAGUUUGGUUUACAUGCUGCUCCUUGAGCCUCGUUGUGACUGAUGAUGAUGAUGACGACGAUGAUGAUGAUGAUGAAUCCAUGUGUUGUUGUCUUAAGUGUUGUAUGUAAACAGUGCUACUGCGGCUGCAGAGGUUGCACCAAAAUCAUUUUAGGCUAGUCAGAGCUGACUUCUUUAGUCUGAUCAUGGGCUUCUCGGAUUAUAUGAUAAUGAAUCUGAUGUCUGUGUGAGUACAUGGACCAGUCUCAGGGAGGAUUUGCACUUGUCUUGGACUGCUCUUUUGCUUUCAUUUUUCAGACAGGGACUCCUUCUGAGGGACACACAGAAGCCAUGGGUGUUAGCUCAACCAAGGACACAUACACACACCUUCUCAGCCCUUAUUAUGUUAGUUGAUAGACUAUUUGAAAAUAUUUCAAUAGAUUUCAGAGAAUUGUAGUGCAAGGUCAGACUGUAGAUUUGGUUUUAGCUUGGAUCAAAACUUUUAAUGCAGAAUGUAGUUCUGAACAGUUUUAGGAAUUAAGAGCCACAGCCCUUUACUUUAUUAAAAUUAUGGGACAUCUAUCUCAUACUUUACAGACAGUAAAGUUGUUAAUUUCUGGUACAGAUCAUGAUUUAAAUUUCGUGCAACCUGAGAUGUGUACGACACAACCUAUCCUGUUCUCUUGUGAUCAAUGAGCAAUAAGACCAGAUUGUGACCUCAGGGGCGGUUAUUUCUAAUCAAUAGUGUUGCCAAAUGUUUUCACCCAUGUAGGGAAACAGAAAUUAUUACAAUCUUUUCCGAAGAGGCGCAACUCUAACCAAAAGAGGAGUCAGUGUAACAUCAGCAGAAAACAACAUCAGACAGGUUCCUUCGUAAGCUUAUUUAGGGGAAACAUUUGGCAUAUCUUUACAAUUGAAAUAGGACCUGAUUCAUUCCACCAUUGAUCAUAAGAGUACAGAAUUUAAUUGUGUGAGAACUACACAACAUUUAAGUUACUUAUGACCACAGACAAACAGAAGUUCUAGUUACAGUCCAUAAACUUUCAAACGUCUUGGACUUUCCAAUUUUGCUUUGAUAGUAUAGGACGCUGCUGAAUGUGGCGUUUUAGCUCGUAGAAAAUGUAGUUCUUUCUGUCCGGACGGGGUCGCACGACACCUGUAGGAUCAAAAUCAGCCCAUUAGGCUUUAUACUGGAGCCUGUGCACUACUGCUCAAUGGUUGCUGCAUAUGUGUCCCUGUGCACUGAACAUCCAGGUACAAGCACUGACCGAGAGGGUGCGCAGCUCUCCCUCUCUUUAAAGCGGGAUCAGUUUUUUGCUGGACUCCCCCUAAUCCAGGACUCAGAGAGUGGAUGUUAAUUAUUUUUUUUCAGAUUGGUGUAUCAGAUAUAAAUGCAUUUUAAAGAUGUGGUUUAUUUUUUUUAGUGAAAUAUUUUUUGUAUUGAGUAAUUUUCAUAACAUUAACCUGCCAUUGGUUUUAUUUUUGUCUUGUAAAUACCCCUUCAUUUAAUAAAUAAAGUUAAUGUUUUUGAAAAUAGAGUUCUUU